Malus domestica (apple) is the source of this 1550-nucleotide messenger RNA. RefSeq lists its product as uncharacterized. The record is from RefSeq and is a predicted model, not a curated record. Lineage: Eukaryota; Viridiplantae; Streptophyta; Magnoliopsida; Rosales; Rosaceae.
AGCAGAAUUAUUUCAGUCCCUCAAUUACUUCCACCGAGGCCGGCCUAACUUGGUUGCUUGCUUUUAUCUCCCUCUGAAACUCUCAACCAACCGACUUGGUCUUUCAGUUUACUCUUCUCUUCACUAUUGUCCAAAUCACUUGCUUCUCUUCUUCAUUGGUUCCAUCAACAACAAAAAACAAUCUUAAAUUCAUCACUCUUUCUGUGGUUGAAUUGAAUUCCCCGUUCUAUAAAAUCCAGACAUGUCCAUGUUUGAAGUUUUAACCCUCAAAACCAACAUGUUUUCUUGGUUUUUCUUAUCCUAACUUCUCUCUGAGUGAUUUUCUGGCUUUGGCUUUCCUUGAAAUUCAAGUAAUCUUAAGAGAAAAUGGUAGUUGAGCUGUAUUCAGAUAACCCUAGCAGUAUGGAAGUGAUGAGUCCGAGGAUUUCAUUCUCCUAUAAUCUCUGCCAAUCUGAUGUUGCAGCUGUCGAACAGCAAAACCACUCUCUCAGAUCCAAUUCUUUAUCCUCACGAAGUAUGAAUUCAAGCAUGGAGUUCGACUUCUGCGUCAGCGAGAGCUUCGAGCAGGAGUCCUCCUCCGCGGACGAGCUUUUCUCGGACGGGAAAAUGAUCCCAACUGAGAUCAAGAAAAAGUCUUCCCAUCAGCCAAAGCAGUUGGAUCAAAUCAUGCCUCCAUUGCCAACAGCACCGGCUACUAAUCAACGUGACCCGAAAAUAACUACGGCGAAAGAGAGCAAGAUCAUGACGAAUAGUAGUAGUAGUAGUGAAGGUGAUGAGAAGCAGAGUUCAAAGUCUUUCUGGGGUUUCAAAAGGAGCAGUAGCUGUGGCAGUGGAUAUGGCAGAACCUUAUGUCCAUUACCGCUUUUGCCAAGAAGCAAUUCAACCGGUUCUUCGUCAAGUGCGAAGCGAUCGCUGUUUUUGAAAGAGGGUCAGAAUCAGAAGCAGAAUUCCCAUAAAUCUGCAUCCAAAAAGCCCCCCUCCUCACAAUAUUCUUCUGCUCCAAUGAGUAAUUAUCAAAAGCCUCCACUGAAAAAGGGUCAAUAUGGUUCAUAUGGGGGCAAUGCUGUUCCAUUUAGUCCUGUCCUAAAUAUUCCUACGGCUAAUAUGUUUGGUUUUGGAUCAAUCUUUCCCAAUGGCAAGGAUAAGACCAGGAAGAAAUGAUGAUAUGCAUAUGGGAUUAGGGCUUCUGAAGGGUCAAGACAAAGAGAUAAAAAGGUGCAUGAAGGGAGGGGACAUACCACAAGGCAUAUGCAUAAUUCAAGCCACAUGCUUUGGAGUGCUAAAAGACAAGGUCACCGUACUUUUUCUUGGUUAUUCCACAUGCAUGCUCUUUCCAUUGGUCUUUGUUCACAUAUUUAGAUUUCUGUGACAUGGUUUGUAUUUUUAAUCUUUUUCUCACCCUGUAUUAGUGAACAGUAGAAUUUAGAGAGGUAUGAUCUUUGUACUGGAGGAGUCUUUGACAUUUUCUUUGUACUUGGCUUGGAGUUUCAUUAUGUUAGCUUGUUAAUUUUUAUUUUGAUGAAUUCUACAUUUCUGUGUAAGAUUUUGUA